AUGACCCCCAAGAACCCCUAUGUCGUACCCCCCCCCGUGCAGGCCCGGAGCUCGGCCUUUGGAUGUCCAGGCAGCUCCCAGGGCAAGAAACCCAAAAAGAAACACAGGAAAGAAAAGGGACCAGUAGCCACGGCUCCCAGGGUGCCCCAACCCUCCAGCCCCACAGAGCUCUCCCCUGCACCACUGCCGCCUCUGGCCCUGCCCCCCACGGCCGGGGGGCACCUGGGCUCCGACGACGAGGAGCAGGAGGACCCCAAGGACUAUUGCAAAGGCGGGUAUUACCCAGUGGCAAUUGGGGACCUGUUCAACGGGCGCCACCACGUGGUCCGAAAACUCGGCUGGGGCCAUUUCUCCACCGUCUGGCUCUGCUGGGACAUCCAGCGAAAGCGGUUUGUGGCGCUGAAGGUGGUGAAAAGCGCCAGGCAUUACACCGAGACGGCCAUGGAUGAGAUCAAACUGCUCAAAUGUGUGCGGGACUCAGACCCCAGCGACCCCAAGAGAGAGACCAUCGUCCAGCUCCUCGAGGACUUCAAGAUCUCGGGCAUCAACGGCGUCCAUGUCUGCAUGGUGCUGGAGGUGCUGGGGCACCAGCUGUUGAAAUGGAUCAUUAAAUCCAACUACCAGGGCCUGCCCCUGCCCUGCGUGAAGAGCAUCUUACGCCAGGUGCUGCAGGGCCUGGAUUACCUCCACACCAAGUGCAAGAUCAUCCACACAGACAUCAAGCCGGAGAACGUGCUGCUGUGUGUGGGCGAGGGCUACAUCCGGCGCCUGGCGGCCGAGGCCACCCGCUGGCAGCAGCUGGGCGGAGCGCCCCCCUCUGCCUCCGCUGUGAGCUCGGCCCCCCAGGGGAUGGAGAUCUCCCGGAACCGGCGCAGGAGGCUGAGGCGGAAGCAGAAACGUCAGGGCCGGCUGCUGGCCGAGCGGCUGCGGGACCUGCAGCGGCUGGAGGAGCUGGAAACGGGGGGCCCCCCCCGGGGCUCCCCCCUGCCUGGGGCCGACUCCGACGCACAGGAGGAGUGGCCCCUCCGCAGGCAGGGCAGCCUGGCCAGCAGCCCACAGAGCCAGACCUCGUCCUCCGGCUUCCAGGCCCUGCCGCCCGACGACGCCUGGAACGGCCACUUGGGGGGGGCGCCCCCCCGCCGGCCCCCCAGCCCCGACUCAGCCACCUCCGGCGUCUCCACGGCCUCCGGCUCGGGCAGCUCGGGCCGGCGGGAGCGCGGGGGGCUGCUGUCGCCCAGCGCUCCGUUCAGUGCCUCCGAGUUCCUGGUGAACCCCCUGGACCCCCAAAAUGCCGACCGCAUCCGAGUGAAGAUCGCGGACCUGGGCAACGCCUGCUGGGUGCACAAGCACUUCACCGAGGACAUUCAGACCCGGCAGUACCGGGCCCUGGAGGUUCUGAUCGGUGCCGGCUACAGCACCCCCGCCGACAUCUGGAGCACGGCCUGCAUGGCUUUUGAGCUGGCGACAGGCGACUACCUCUUCGAGCCGCACUCGGGGGACGAGUACAGCAGGGACGAAGAUCACAUCGCCCACAUGGUGGAGCUGCUCGGCGAGAUCCCCCCCCAGUUUGCGCUCUCGGGGCGCUACUCACGGGAAUACUUCACCCGCCGAGGUGAGCUGCGGCACAUCCCCAGCCUGCGGCCCUGGGCGCUGGGCGCGGUGCUGCGGGAGAAAUACGAGUGGCCCCGGGAGCAGGCGGCCGCGUUCGCCCAGUUCCUGCUGCCCAUGCUGGAGUUCCUGCCCGAGCAGCGCCCCACGGCGGCCCAGUGCCUGCAGCACCCCUGGCUGGGCCCCUAGGGACCCCGG
This is a messenger RNA of Gopherus flavomarginatus (Mexican gopher tortoise), 1806 nucleotides long. It is a transcript of the gene SRPK3, whose product is annotated as SRSF protein kinase 3. Gene Ontology annotation, biological process: spliceosomal complex assembly; protein phosphorylation; regulation of mRNA processing. NCBI's taxonomy places the organism in Eukaryota, Metazoa, Chordata, Testudines, Testudinidae. The transcript has 16 exons. Bases 1 to 1797 code for a protein of 598 amino acids. The record is from RefSeq and is a predicted model, not a curated record. Gene Ontology annotation, molecular function: protein kinase activity; ATP binding.